Messenger RNA from Siniperca chuatsi (mandarin fish), 1353 nucleotides. RefSeq names its product RNA guanine-N7 methyltransferase activating subunit-like. The transcript has 3 exons. Gene Ontology annotation, molecular function: RNA binding. NCBI's taxonomy places the organism in Eukaryota, Metazoa, Chordata, Actinopteri, Centrarchiformes, Sinipercidae. Gene Ontology annotation, biological process: RNA 5'-cap (guanine-N7)-methylation. Bases 156 to 593 code for a protein of 145 amino acids. The record is from RefSeq and is a predicted model, not a curated record.
AUCACUUUCACGUGCGCGCGCUCUCAGAACCAUUAAUAAUAUGUUCAUUUGUUUCUGGGGAACCAUUUCAGCGACGUACAGACAAGCCGUUUCAUGACAUUAGGUAUUAGCGUUAGAGUGUAGCAAAAGCUAACAACAUUCACGUCGAAUAAAGUAUGACCGAGACCACGGACAACCCGCAGAAGUACGAGGAGCUGUUUGCCCACAGAUAUUCAUCGGAGGACCAUGAGUACCAGCAGUAUGUGAACCGGCCAGCUGACCCCCCGCCCAUCGUCGAGGACUGGAGGAGUCGUGGAGGAGGAAACCACAGAGGCAGGGACAGGUACCAGGAUCGUCGUGGUUGGGGAGGAGGCCGAGGUUGGAGAGGAGACCGGGGUUGGAGAGGGAACCAUCGUGGGCAUGACCGAGACAGAGACAGAGACCGGGACCGGGACCCAGACAGAGACCGUGGGCAUGACCGAGACCCGGGCCGAGACAGAGACAGAGACGGAGACAGGCACUGGGGGCAUGGAAGUGGGUAUCAUUCAGGCCCUCCAAGCUCCAACCAGGGAUACAACUUCCAUCAUCAGAGACCACAUUAUGACCGCUACUGAUCUCUACUCUAAUCUCUCAGGUGUUUUCAGUAUUUGUAGUAUUCGCAGUGUUAUAACUUGCAUUGCAAUACUAUAUGUGGCAAUGUGCAACUGUUGAUUUCUUUUGUAUGACUCUUAUUGCCACAGUCUCAUAAGCAAGGGCUGAGCAACAUAUCAAUAUUAAUAAUGUACUGUCCAUCAUUGUAAUUGUGUAGAACUUUUUCAGUAUUGUGAAAUAAAAAAAAACAAAGCAAAUACUCAGAUUUUUCCCAGAAUUAUUCUGUAAUGUGACAGCGGAAACUGUUUGUCUUCCACUUACCCUUUCCAUACCUAAACACAGUAAUGUUUUCCCAUAUUGCUUCAUAUUGCUCCAUAUUGCUCAGCCCUGUAGUCGUAUUACUUUUUUUUUCAUUACAUUUUUGGGAAUGAUAAUAAGGACAUACUUGCAGUUUUCAGUACUGGAACUCUCGUUGAAAAUUAUAUUUCUGUUUUUAAUAUUUCAGAUAUGUGGGCUGAUUUUAACAAUAUUUAAAUAUCACAUAUAACUGGGAAAUAUCACUGAGGAGGGUUUUUUUGUUUUUUUGUUCUGAUAGUUUUGCCGCUACAUCUUUUACAUGCUUUGAUAUCAGAUUGUUAUGAAUUAUACAAUACAGUAUUGUUGCAAACAUUGAUUCUGAUUUUCCAGAGAAAAUCCAUUUGUAACGCAGCUUUAUGUCUGUGUCACAACGUUAUGUAUGGAUACUUACGAACUGAGUUGUCAAUAAACAUGUAUUUUCUUAAA